This is a messenger RNA of Pseudoliparis swirei, 772 nucleotides long. Its product is annotated as cadherin-related family member 1-like. The transcript is spliced from 5 exons. Gene Ontology annotation, cellular component: plasma membrane; adherens junction; catenin complex. NCBI's taxonomy places the organism in Eukaryota, Metazoa, Chordata, Actinopteri, Perciformes, Liparidae. Gene Ontology annotation, molecular function: calcium ion binding; cadherin binding. Bases 134 to 730 code for a protein of 198 amino acids. Gene Ontology annotation, biological process: multicellular organism development; calcium-dependent cell-cell adhesion; adherens junction organization. The record is from RefSeq and is a predicted model, not a curated record.
UGCGGUUUCAUGAUUUCAUUCUUUAGGAUGAAGAAUGUAAAGAUAUUACAUUUGCCACUGCUUUUUGUGUUUGUGCACCCCUGCUUUGGGCGCAAAUGCUAAAUGUAAUCUUCGACUGUUAGGACCGGAAAGGAUGCUGCGAGUGGUCCCUCAGACUGUACUCAAUGAGGCCCAGGUCACAAUCUUAGUAGAAGACUCAGCUGCCAUGGACUAUGAGAAACACCAUUUUCUUAUGUACAAGCUACUUGCAGUCGAGAUCGAUACGCCCGAGAGAUUCAGUGCCACAGCAGACAUUAUCAUUCAUCUCCUGGACACAAACGACAACGCUCCCAAAUUCUCCUCAGAUUACUACAUCGCCAGGAUUCCAGAGAAUCCACCUGGUGGCUCCAAUGUGGUGUCGGUCACGGCAGAAGACCCAGACUCAGGACCUUGGGGUGAUGUGAGGUACUCCAUCUACAGAUCAGGCGCUGACUUGUUCCUGAUGCAGCCGACAUCUGGGAUCAUCUACACCCAGCCAUGGGCGAGUCUGGACGCGGAGGUGAGGUCCAAGUAUAACUUCUAUGUAAAGGCAGAGGACACAGAGGGGAAGUACAGCCUGGCGGAGGUCUUUGUGACGGUGUUGGACCUGAAUGACCACCCACCUGCGUUCAAUGACAACUUCCUGGAGAAGACUAUGGUGAUUGGAGCACCAGUGAAAAUAGAGGUAUUUGCGCUACGUCAGAUAAAGUGAAACUCGAGACAGUCGAGAGUCAAGUCAAUACCAUUUGUCUUU